Molecule: messenger RNA, 1846 nt
Organism: Lactuca sativa (garden lettuce)
Lineage: Eukaryota; Viridiplantae; Streptophyta; Magnoliopsida; Asterales; Asteraceae
Product: cytochrome P450 81Q32
Molecular function (GO): monooxygenase activity; heme binding; iron ion binding
Source: RefSeq, a predicted model, not a curated record
CACGACGAAGCCACACUUGAAAGCGGAAAUCCUAGAGAUAGCUUCACUCGAACAUGGAAGACCUCCAUUUGUACAUCUUACUUUUGGGCAUAGCCUGGUCCAUAUUCAACAGAUAUUUCGUUCCCAGAAUCAAGAAUCUGCCGCCAACUCCAUUAUUAGCCUUACCAGAAAUAAGCUACCUUACUUUAUUCAAGCAGCUGCCAAUCCACCGAGCCCUCUACAGUAUCGCCGCCCGCCACGGGCCAAUUUUGCUCCUCCAUUUUGGCUGCCGACGAGUCCUUCUAAUCUCAUCCUCGUCGCUUGCGGAAGACCUCUUCUCCAAAAACGAUGCGGUGUUUGCCCACCGACCUAAGUUGGUGGUGGGAAAGGAAUUUGGGUCCAACUACAGCAACCUUGCUUGGGCACCUCAUGGUGGUCACUGGCGUCAUCUCCGCCGUGUCUCCUGCCUUGAAAUCCUCCCAUUUCAUCGUCUACCGGAGCAACAUGACUCACUCACGGAUGAGGUGAAGCUGUUGCUUGGCCGGCUUUUCCAUUCCCAGAAAAAGACUGUAGAGCUAAAACCGUUGUUUCUGGACCUUGUGCUUAACGUGAUGAUGAAGAUGUUCGCAGGAAAUGGGUUCUGCCCGAAAAAGAUGACUUGCGAGGGAAACGGGAUGGAGUCAAUUUCUAUGGUCGACUAUGUCACUCAUUCAUUUAGAAUGACGACCGACGAACAAGACGUGGGGUAUUUUAUGCCGUUAUUAAAGACGCUAGGAUUGAUUACUUUGGAGCAAAGGUGCAAGGAGUUGCAAAAAAAAGGAGAUUCUCUCAUGGACAGCUUAAUUGAGGAACUUCGAUCAAAGAUGCGUGAUAUUGAGGGAUCAGGUCAGAAAGAAGGAAAAGUGAUUGAGUUCUUGUUGGCUAGACAGAAAGAAAAUCCUGAACGUUACCCUGAUAAACUUAUCAGAGGACUUGUGCAAGUCUUAAUGUCAGCAGGAACUGAUACAACAGUCGGAGUUUUGGAGUGGGCAUUUUCUCUUUUAUUGAACCAUCCAGAAGUUCUACGGAAAGCACAGAAUGAGAUUGAGAAUUAUGUUGGCGAUGAUAAACGAUUCCUCAAGCAAUCAGAUAUGGAGCAUUUGCCUUAUCUCCAUUGCAUUGUAAAGGAGACAUUAAGAAUGUAUCCAGUUGCCCCUUUACUAGUCCCUCAUGAGUCGUCAAAGGAAUGUAGUAUUGGAGGAUAUUACAUCCCUAAAGGCACCAUGCUAAUGGUGAAUGCAUGGGCUAUUCAAAACGAUCCCAAUGUAUGGAAGGAACCUGAAAAAUUCAUGCCAGAAAGAUUUGAAAAGAUUGUAGGCGAAAGAGAUGGAUUUAAGUUAAUGCCGUUUGGAUAUGGAAGGAGGAGUUGUCCUGGAAAGCACAUGGCAAUGCGUGUGAUCACUUUUACUUUGGGCUCACUUCUACAUACCUUCGACUGGGAAAGGGUUAGCGAGAAUAUGGUUGAUAUGAACGAACAAACACGUCUUGCCUUGUUCAAGGCACAACCAUUGAUGGCUGUAUGUCACCCACGGGCGACCAUGAUGAAUCUACGUUCUCAAAUUUAAGCAUGUCUUUGUCACGUAGAAUAAAUAUCCAUGCAAGAAGUACGUUUGUUUAUAUAGCGUUAGGUUAAUUUAUAUGUGAUAAAGCCUUUGUAUGUGAUAAUAUCGCGCUUAGGUGAUCAAUAGUAGAUUAUCUUUGGGCUCACUUGUCAAUGUAAUAGAGCUCCACUUGGUUAUCGCCCCUCGCCUAUGUGCUUCAUGUUAAGGUAUCCAUAACGUAUUGAACUUCAUAAAAUUUAAUGGAUUACCAAAUCGUUUUUCUAUAA